Acipenser ruthenus (sterlet) is the source of this 3750-nucleotide messenger RNA. RefSeq names its product receptor (TNFRSF)-interacting serine-threonine kinase 1, like (gene ripk1l). The transcript is spliced from 12 exons. Bases 176 to 2302 code for a protein of 708 amino acids. Gene Ontology annotation, molecular function: protein binding; JUN kinase kinase kinase activity; ATP binding. The record is from RefSeq and is a predicted model, not a curated record. Gene Ontology annotation, biological process: signal transduction; protein phosphorylation. Lineage: Eukaryota; Metazoa; Chordata; Actinopteri; Acipenseriformes; Acipenseridae.
CUAAGGGAAAUAGUAACGCCUUUUACUGGAAUUUAAAACACACAACGCAGUUUCACUUUCUAUCGAUCAACUGGCUUGUGAGGAGGAAAUAAACACAGACUAAGAAGUUUAGAAAACAGCCCUAAAAACAAAUGCAUCAAAUAUUUUAAUAAGGUAACAUACUUGAAGAAGAGCCAUGGCAUUGGACUGUAUCCGCAUGAGCUCCAAAGAGUUCACCAAGAAGGAGUUUCUGGACUAUGGCGGAUUUGGGAAGGUUUCACUGUGUCUUCAUGAGACGCACGGCUUUGUGGUGUUAAAAACAGUCUACACAGGACCUCUAUGCACUGACUCCCAAGCCCUCCUGGAAGAAGGUGAAAUAAUGAACAGACUGAAUCAUGAAAGGAUUGUAAAGCUGCUUGGUGUGAUUUUAGAGGAAGGCAACCACGCCCUUGUGAUGGAAUACAUUCCCAAAGGCAACCUGCUCAUGAUGCUCAAAAAUGUAUCCGUGCCAAUUUCCAUAAAGGGAAGAAUCAUUUUAGAGAUCAUUGAUGGGAUGGCUUACUUAACCCAGAACAGCAUCAUACACAAGGACCUUAAACCUGAGAAUAUCUUAAUUGAUAAAGAUGUUCAUGUAAAGAUUGCAGACCUCGGACUGGCCACCUGUAAAGCCUGGAGCAAAUUGACCAAGGAGGAGUCCAGAAGGCAGAGCCGCUCACGUAGAAAACCGCAGAGCAACGCAGGCACUCUUUAUUACAUGGCCCCAGAACACCUGAACAGCAUCAACAGCAGAUCCACUGAAAAAUCAGACAUAUACAGUUUUGGCAUUGUAGUCUGGGUCAUUCUGGCAAAUAAGGAGCCAUACGAGAAUGCAUGCAAUGAAGAUCAUGUUUAUUACAGUGUCUGUAAAGGUGAUCGUCCAGACCUGAACGACAUUCCCGUCUCUACACCAGAGGAGAUUACAAAUUUAAUGAAGCUCUGCUGGGAUGCCGAUCCCACCAAGCGCCCAACAUUCACAGACUGCUUUGAAGAAUUCAGUCCUUUUUACGAAAGGCAUCUGACCAAAGACGUAGAAAGAGACCUGGAAAACCUUAGGAAAGAAUAUGAAGGACCAGAAGAUUUUUUGGAAAAAAUGAAGUCGCUGGCAUUAGAGACCAUUCAAGAUCACCCUAGUUCCUUGCGCAGCUCCCAAGAAUUGCCUGUUGAAACCAGCAUUGAGGACAUCAUUUUUUCUUCAAACAGUUUUACCGAGCAUUCCAUCCAGAUGGAUGCUGCCCCUGGUGAGAACCUUCUGCAGCAGAAACUAGACGGGGAGUACAAAUACCACAAGUACGGUAGCCGCAUGGAUCACCAAGAGAGCCAGCAUGCCUCAGGCAGCAGACUUGAUCCGCUUAGAGAAGAAAGAAACAGAAGAGUCUCCAACAAUCCUUCCUAUGAAAAGGCUUCCACUGGAGAAUCUGCAGCCAGGAAUAAAGAGGUGCCUGAGAGGGAACGUUAUUUAGGGCUGUCUUCCCCUGAAGAAUCCAAAGUGUUUCCUAAUACCAGUGAUACCAGUCAGAAGACAGAAGUUAAAGCCCAACCAUUUAACUACCCUGGCAUGUAUAACAGUCCUGGAACUGUGGGGCCUGUGCCGGGUAGUCCAUAUCCAUACGGUAUGGGCGCACCUUUCCCAUAUAAUCCUGAGUUUCAGCGCAUGAAUUCUUUGCCAGCUGGGUUUCCAGUUCCAGAGUCAGAUGCUACGCAGGGGAUGCCCUUCAGUCCUAUAACUCUUUACCCACCACAAGAUAAAGAAAACAUCACUACCCCCACUGCUACUAAGUGGGUAUGGCCUAAUAACUGUUAUGCUUCAAUACCAGGACUGCUAAAUCCAAAUGACUUUUUAGGGACAGGAAACUGGAUUAUAAACAAUGCCAGUGGAGUGCAGAUAGGCAAUUACAACCACCUGAGCAUCGGAAACCAGACCAUCAGCUCAGAACCAUGCCAGUCUAGUCCGCAAAGCAACAAUUGUCCUGUGGAAAUGAUACAAAUGUUUGAGAAUAAUCCAGUUGAGGAAGAACAUCUUCAACUGCUUCGAGACAACCUUGGCAGAAACUGGAAACACUGUGCCCGGAAACUUGGCAUUGGAGAGCCAGAAAUUGAAGUGAUUGAUCACGACUACGAAAGGGAUGGACUGAAGGAGAAGGUUUACCAGAUGCUUGAGAUGUGGAAGAUGAGGGAAGGCCAGCGAGGAACCACGGUUGGAAAGCUAUUGAGAGCCCUCCAGAACAGCAAAGGUGAUCUCCUCAAUAAACUACUUCAGCUAUGCAAGAACAUGCAAUCCCCAUAAAUGAAUGAGGAUCUGAAUACUCGUGUUCAUAUAGAUAGGGGGAGAGUAGGAUUUUGAGCCAGAGACAUUGAUUCUUUGUAUUGAAAAGUGAAAAAAAACUCCAACCCUUAAAUUUUGAAGAAUCAUGAAUCUCUGGGAAGAAUAUGAAUAUUUUUGUAUUAGGCUGUUAAAAUACCUUAACACUAGAACCGCCGCGGGAUUAAUGACAUUUAAAAUGUAAACGAAUCUGCGUACUGUCAAUGCAAUGCGGUUAUCCAUUUAAAAAAAAAAAAAAAGGACAACCGCAUUGCAUUCACAAACGCAGAUUCAUUUACAUUUUAAAUCCAAACCCGUGAAAAUGACUACCGUGGCGUUUCUAGUGUUAAUGUCAGAUGUUUUCUAGGAGCAACACUUUAAAAGGUAUAGAAUUGUCUUGCAGAGCCCCCUGCUAUUUCCCAGCCUCCCCCAAUAUUAUUAUAUAAUUAUUAUUAUUUUUAAACAUACAAUACAGUGGUAACUUUUUAUGUGAUUUUAAAAAAUGGUUGUCUCCUUAAAAAUGGCAUAAACGUGUAAUGUGUCUGUCUGAACUGUAUCAUCUCAAUCCAAAAAAAAAAAAAAAAACUUUUUGUUACUAUAUAAAGUUCAAUUCAAAACCACUGUUAGCUAAAGUACUACUUCAAGAUCAUGUGAUUUUUUUUACAUUUUUAUAAAUCAAGUCAUCUGAGAAAUGUCAGUCUCAUUCAAGCAGUAGGCUAAUUCCCAGACAUUCUAUAAAGAUACAUACAUGUUAUUUUGUAUUUAAAAUGAGGACCCUUUUGCACUGAUUGUGUCCACUUCUCUGCCUGUCCCACAUACUGUGAGUUUAUACAAAUGUAUCCCUUUGCCUUUUCGUAUUGCAAGAUUAUAAAGACAUUUUGUAUGUGUGUGAGAACUGCUGUCUGAAUUUCAUAAAAAAUUGUAAUGUGUUACUAUUGAACAUGUUGUAUAUAAACAGUAUUGAAGGCAAUAUCUUGAGAAGCAGUUGUCUGUUGUGAUUGACAUUAUACUGUUCUAGGUGUAGGUCAUGCUGACAUACGUGGUUUGCCUACAUUCAGUCUGAUAGCAACACAACUACAGUGUUUUUCCCCCAAAAAACCAACCACAGAGAAAACUGAAAGUGGCAUUAAACAUAGAAGCUAAACAACAUUGAGGAAGUUCAGAAUAUGGGUUACCAUCCUCACACCCCAGCAGACAGAAAUGCAGCAGAUCUUGGCACAAUCAGGGUGUCGUUACCUUGCAGUUACCCAAACUCCGACAGGCCUUAAUGCUUUGGAUGAUUUAUGAAUAAUGUAUAAUAUAUUGUGACAUAUGUUUACUUUAUAUGAAUUGAAUAGUUGGAUACAUUUAUCAUUUGAAUGACAAGUGUUACUGGAAUGUCUUGUGUCUACAAUCUUUAAAUAAAAAGAUGGGAACUGCCACACUAACACAUA